This is a messenger RNA of Nannochloropsis gaditana CCMP526, 1424 nucleotides long. RefSeq names its product mannosyl-oligosaccharide alpha-1,2-mannosidase (gene MAN1). The transcript has a single exon. The record is from RefSeq and is a predicted model, not a curated record. Gene Ontology annotation, cellular component: endoplasmic reticulum; membrane. The annotation marks the transcript as partial. Gene Ontology annotation, molecular function: mannosyl-oligosaccharide 1,2-alpha-mannosidase activity; calcium ion binding. Gene Ontology annotation, biological process: carbohydrate metabolic process; N-glycan processing.
GGCCCCGGACAGCUCGGUCUCGGAGGCCACGUCCAUCCAGCUCGAGUUCAAGUACCUGGCCCAUGUUAGCAAGGACGAGUCCCUUUACCGGUUGGCGGAGCACUCCAUGCGGGCCGUGGACAGAGCCCGGGCCAAGCUUCCUUCCCACGGGCACCGACGGGCCUUGCCACCCAUGUUUAUCAACGCCAGGACGGGAGACUUCAACAGGGGGUCUACCAUCACCCUGGGCGCGCGCGGAGACAGUUACUACGAGUAUUUGCUCAAACAGUGGCUGCUCACGGGGAAGCGGGAGGCUUUCUACCGAGACAGGUACCUGGAGGCGGUGGCCGGGAUCAAGGCGGAGCUGUUCCGCCACUCGGAGCCGGAGGGUCGGGCCUUCAUUGCCGAGUUGGCCUCUGGCUCUAAUUUCUCGCCCAAGAUGGACCAUUUGGUCUGCUACCUACCGGGCACCCUGGCCCUUGGCGUGCAUCAUGGCAUUGACCCGACAGGCGAGGGCGGGCACAUGGAGAUGGCCCGGGAAUUGAUGGUCACCUGCUUCGAAUUUUACAACCAAACGGCCACGGGAUUAUCUCCGGAAAUAGCUCAUUUCCGUGUCAAUCCUUCCGCCUCCUCCUCGUCGGGUUCAGACUUGUACGUGAAGCCCCGCGACACGCACAACAUGUUGCGGCCCGAGACGGUGGAGUCUCUCUUCUACCUGUACCGGGUGACCGGCGACGCCGUCUAUCAGGAGUGGGCGUGGCAGAUCUUCCAGGCCUUUGAGGCCCAUGCCAAGAUCCCGACGGGCGGGUAUUCAGGACUGGAGAAUGUGGGGGACCCGAGUUCCCCCCGAAUCGACAAGAUGGAGAGCUUCUUCUUGGGGGAGACCUUAAAGUAUCUCUUCCUCCUGUUCGAAAACCCGAGCUUGUUUUCUUUGGAUGAAUAUGUUUUGAACACGGAAGCGCACCCUUUUCCCAUCAUGUCACCGGAGGAGGAUUGGCUAGUGUACAAAGGAAAAGGGGGGGAGAAGGACCAGGAAGGGUCAGCUCAGGAAAGACAUGCUGACGUGAGCGGGGUCCACAGAGGACACGAAGAGCAAGAAGAUGGAGGCGAAGAAGAGAAGGAGGGGGAGGAGGAUGCAAAGAGAGGCGAGGAAGAUGAGGAGGAAGAGGAGGAGGGAGAGGAGGAGGAAGAAGAGGAGGAGGAGAAGGAGGAGGAAUUAGGAGAACAGAAGGGCGCAGUCACAGCGGAGAGCUAGGCGACGAUUCGCCCGGUGAAUUAACGACAGGAUGUCAGCUCAAAUGGAACAAAAGUUGCCGCACGAUGCUAAUGUACACUGAAUGUAGACUUAGAAAUGUCCCACACAAAGUACAAAGCUAAUUCCUGCAACGCACGCAGGUGAACUGAUGAGUGUAACAAAGUUCCCAAAAACCAAUAGCUAAACAUCA